This is a messenger RNA of Zingiber officinale, 867 nucleotides long. Its product is annotated as ruBisCO large subunit-binding protein subunit beta, chloroplastic-like. The transcript has 3 exons. Gene Ontology annotation, biological process: protein refolding. The record is from RefSeq and is a predicted model, not a curated record. NCBI's taxonomy places the organism in Eukaryota, Viridiplantae, Streptophyta, Magnoliopsida, Zingiberales, Zingiberaceae. Gene Ontology annotation, molecular function: ATP-dependent protein folding chaperone; ATP binding. The coding region runs from base 1 to 867 and encodes 288 amino acids.
AUGGUCAUGAUCGUCGUCAUGCUAGGCAGGUUCAUUGUGCCAGGCAGGUUUUGGCUGAGGAAGCCUCACAUCGUGGUCGUAGCACCUUGGAUGAAAUUGACGAUUUACAAAGAAGUUGAUGAACCUGGCACACUACAAGUUGUGAAAGAUGCUAUAAUUGUUGGGGAAUCUCGAUCUCAAAUUGGAGACGAGACUGAGGUGACUAAUGAUCCCGUUUAUGACAAUUAUGGAGCGGACGAAACUGCCUUCCGGGGUCACCUGGCAAGAGAAAUAAAUUUGGGGAGUUUUAAACAAACUCAAGACACAGAAGCAAUAGUUACAGAUCAGAAUUGCAGAAGAAAUGUUGUCUUGGAAAGCAAGUAUAGGUCACCUAAGAUUGUGAAUGAUGGGGCUACAGUAGCAAAAGAGGUUGAACUAGAGGACCCUGUUGAGAACAGCUGGUGUCAAACCAAUGAUUUGGCUGGGGAUGGAACUACUGUAUAUGUUGUUCUUGCUCAAGGCAUGAUUGUAAAAGGUAUUAAGGUAGUUGCAGCUGGUACUAAUCUUGUUCAGAUUGCCCGUGGUAUUGAAAAAACUGCCAAAGCAUUAGUUGGUGAACAUAAGGAGAUGUCUAAGGAUGUUGAAGACAGUGAACUUGCAGAUGUUGCUGCAGUUAGUGCUGGUAAAUAUUAUGAAAUAAGAAACAUGAUAGACGAGGCAAUGAGCAAGGUCGGAAGGAAGGGUGUGGUUACCUUUGAAGAAGGGAAAAGUGCUGAAAACAAUCUUUUUGUUGUUGAGAGAAUAGCAAAGCAUUUGGGUGGUGUUGUUGUUAUUCAGGUUGGAGCACAAACCGAAACUGAACUAGAAGAGAAAUUAACUUUAGCAUAA